Molecule: messenger RNA, 746 nt
Organism: Medioppia subpectinata
Lineage: Eukaryota; Metazoa; Arthropoda; Arachnida; Sarcoptiformes; Oppiidae
Source: the annotation of a GenBank genome assembly
CGAUUGAGGAAUAUAUGGCGGCAAAGCCUGUGGUGUGAGAUAUGGUGUGCGUUGACUCGUUGGCCGCAACUGUGCCAACGGUUCGUCGGCAAAAGUGGGCACCUCUUCGUACAGCACGUGAUAAGGCGGUGGUCUAUCAUGAAAAACAAUAUGGGCAUAACUUUUAUAUUACCAGUGAUUAUCAAUGAAUUGAGUGGUGAGACAACGAACGCCACGACACCUGCUUUGCCCCAUGAAUUCAAAUGCAUGAAACAGUUUUAUCAGAAAUAUUGUGCAGAAAAAGACGCCAAUAUUUUCAAGCAAUUCAAGAAAUGCGAAGACAAAAAUCCACAAGAAAUUAAAGACAUUGAGAAACAAUGCGUCACUAAGAUCAGAAAACAACAAGGUAAAGAAAGUAGCGAACCCACUGAUCUGGAAUAUCAGGCGCUUGAAUGUGAUGCCCAUUUGGGUGAACAGUUUGAAAGUUGUAUGAAUUCAAGCCUUACGGAUCAAAAGAUGGCUGAACUUGAAAAGAAGUAUCCGCCGCCUAAAUUGGACAACAUUGCCAGAGAUAUCAUGUAUUGCGAUUGUGAUGUUUAUAAAAUACCACAUGAUUAAAUGUAACGAAGAGUCAACAUUUGUUAAUAAUAUACGUUAAAAUAUAAAAUCUUGACAGUUUAAUCUAGUCAAUUCAAUAAAACAAUCUUAAUAUUAUUUAAACAUGAAAAGAAGUAUCAACAAAUUUAAUUGAUUUAAUUAAAUCACCC